CUGGAAUGCUGGCCACGCCUGUCUUCUGAUGUGGGAGCUGAGUACAGACCGUGAAGGCAGCACCAUUACUGUGAGUCACAUGACAGGCCAGCCUCUCCGACUGAUCUUAUACACAUCUAGCUAGUAAUCAUGCCAACCACACAGCAGUCUCCCCAGGAUGAACAGGAGAAGCUUCUCGAUGAAGCUGUGCAGGCUGUCAAGGUCCAGUCCUUCCAGAUGAAACGAUGCCUGGACAAGAACAAGCUGAUGGAUGCUCUGAAGCACGCCUCUAACAUGCUGGGUGAGCUGAGGACCUCCAUGCUUUCUCCAAAGAGCUACUACGAGCUCUAUAUGGCUAUAUCUGACGAACUCCACUACCUAGAAGUUUAUCUGACUGAUGAGUUUGCCAAAGGACGCAAGGUGGCAGAUCUCUAUGAGCUGGUCCAGUAUGCAGGCAACAUCAUCCCCAGACUCUAUCUGCUAAUCACAGUGGGUGUGGUAUACGUUCGCUCCUUCCCCCAGUCUCGUAAGGACAUUCUUAAGGACCUGGUUGAGAUGUGUCGUGGUGUCCAGCACCCACUCAGGGGCCUCUUCCUCAGAAACUACCUGUUGCAGUGCACCCGCAACAUACUGCCAGAUGAUGGAGAGCAGCCGGAGGGAACAGAGGAGAUGACCGGUGAUAUCAAUGACUCCAUCGACUUUGUCCUUCUGAACUUUGCCGAAAUGAACAAGUUAUGGGUUCGAAUGCAGCAUCAGGGUCACAGCCGAGACAGGGAGAAGAGAGAAAAGGAACGACAAGAGCUCAGGAUUCUGGUGGGCACCAACCUAGUUCGCCUCAGCCAGCUGGAGGGUGUCAAUGUGGACAAGUACAAACAGAUUGUUCUUUCAGGAGUGCUGGAGCAGGUUGUCAACUGCAGAGACUCGUUGGCUCAGGAGUAUCUAAUGGAGUGCAUCAUUCAGGUUUUCCCAGAUGAGUUCCACCUUCAGACCCUGAACCCUUUCCUACGUUCCUGUGCUGAGCUCCAUCAACAUGUCAAUGUCAAGAACAUCAUCAUUGCCCUCAUCGACAGACUCGCUCUGUUUGCUCAUCGAGAAGAUGGCCCUGGUAUUCCAUCUGAGAUCAAACUGUUUGACAUCUUCUCUCAGCAAGUGGCCACUGUUAUUCAAUCUCGCCAGGACAUGCCAUCAGAGGACGUAGUCUCUUUGCAGGUCUCUCUCAUCAACUUGGCCAUUAAAUGCUACCCUGACCGUGUGGACUACGUAGAUAAGGUCCUGGAGAGCACUGUGGAGAUAUUCAACAAGCUCAACUUGGAACACAUAGCAACCAGCAGCGCAGUGUCAAAGGAACUAACCCGACUGUUGAAGAUCCCAGUGGAUACCUACAACAACAUCCUGACCGUGCUGCAGCUCAAGCACUUCCCACCACUCUUUGAGUACUUUGACUACGAGUCACGCAAGAGCAUGAGUUGCUAUGUGCUGAGCAACACACUGGACUACAACACCACCAUUCUGGAACAGGAACAGGUGGACGCCAUCUUGAGCUUGGUAUCCACACUGAUACAGGACCAGCCAGACCAACCAGCUGAUGACCCUGACCCUGAGGACUUUGCUGAGGAGCAGAGCCUUGUGGGUCGUUUCAUCCAUCUACUCCACUCCGAAGAUCCGGAUCAACAGUAUCUUAUUCUGAACACAGCCCGGAAACACUUUGGUGCAGGUGGGAACCUAAGGAUUCGCUACACACUCCCUCCUCUGGUGUUCGCUGCCUACCAGCUGGCCUUCAGAUACAAGGAGAACUCCUCAUUGGAUGACAAGUGGGAAAAGAAGUGUCAGAAGAUCUUUUCCUUCGCCCACCAGACCAUCAGUGCACUUAUCAAGGCGGAGCUUGCCGAGCUGCCUCUUCGACUCUUCCUGCAGGGGGCGUUGGCUGCAGGCGAGAUUGGCUUUGAAAACCAUGAGACUGUUGCUUAUGAGUUCAUGUCACAGGCCUUCUCUCUGUACGAGGAUGAGAUCAGUGACUCUAAAGCCCAGUUGGCAGCCAUCACACUGAUCAUUGGUACCUUUGAGCGAAUGCGGUGUUUCAGCGAGGAAAACCAUGAGCCGCUGAGGACUCAGUGUGCGCUGGCUGCCUCCAAGCUGCUGAAGAAGCCUGACCAGUGCCGAGCCGUCAGUAUCUGCGCCCAUCUCUUUUGGUCAGGUCGCAGCACUGAAAAAAAUGGUGAAGAGAUACGCGAUGGUAAGCGGGUGAUGGAGUGUCUAAAGAAAGCCCUGAAGAUUGCCAACCAGUGUAUGGACCCAUCACUGCAAGUCCAGCUUUUCAUUGAAAUCCUCAACAGAUACAUCUGCUUCUAUGAGAGAGAAAACGAUGCGGUGACUGUCCAGGUAUUAAACCAGCUUAUCCAGAAGAUCAGAGAAGACCUUCCCAACCUGGAGGCGAGUGAGGAAACGGAGCAGAUCAACAAACACUUCCACAACACACUGGAGCAUCUUCGCCUGCAGAGAGAAUCCCCCGAGUCUGAGGGCCCUGCCUAUGAGGGCCUGGUCCUUUAAAACUCACGCAGGUUGGAAGGAUGUGAAGUCCAUCCAUAGAUGUUUCACUAUAUUAUAAAUAUACAACAGCACACACUCACAAGAACUCACAAAAUCCCAUCCUGUAGGCCGGGAAUAAAAAUAAAUAUCAAGAAGAGCUAAAGUACUCACUCCUUCAUUUUAUUAUUAUUAAUUUUUCUGCAUCAUUUCCUCUUCACCGUCCCUCACUUGCAGAAUGGUUUUCUGCAACAGGUUGGAGAUGUUACAUUUGAGAAGCGUGUGCCAACAACACUGCACUUAGCUUUAACGUGCACUUGUGGCAAGUCGUAGGCACUAUUCCUUUAUGAAUUCCUGCUUGGCUAAUUUGUCUUUAACCUGUAUCAUUUGAUUAUCAAUAGAUUUACUAGCUGUUGUAGGUGUACCUGCUGAGUCAUCAACCCCUCAUGUGUUCGCAUCUUUCCAUAUUGAGAAGUGAAUGUAUUGCCGUGAGUGUAUAACGGCUACAAGAUCUAGUAUUGGUGUUACAGCUGUAUUGCAUACGAAUAACCCCUGAAUAACUGCUGUUCCUUGGGAUGGCUUUGUAGCUAUUUUUAAACUGGUUGGAACAAGCGAAACUGAAGACCUGAUGUAUGGAAGUACAUGCAAACUAUGGCCCCACAGGAACAGUGCAAACAAUGUUGUUUCCAUUAAAAGCGUCUUUAUCA
Molecule: messenger RNA, 3209 nt
Organism: Perca fluviatilis (European perch)
Lineage: Eukaryota; Metazoa; Chordata; Actinopteri; Perciformes; Percidae
Gene: vps35
Product: VPS35 retromer complex component
Exons: 17
Coding region: 130-2526 (798 amino acids)
Biological process (GO): intracellular protein transport; retrograde transport, endosome to Golgi
Cellular component (GO): retromer, cargo-selective complex; retromer complex; late endosome
Source: RefSeq, a predicted model, not a curated record